Molecule: messenger RNA, 450 nt
Organism: Saccharomyces cerevisiae S288C
Lineage: Eukaryota; Fungi; Ascomycota; Saccharomycetes; Saccharomycetales; Saccharomycetaceae
Gene: EXP1
Product: Exp1p
Exons: 1
Coding region: 1-450 (149 amino acids)
Cellular component (GO): ER to Golgi transport vesicle membrane; COPI-coated vesicle membrane; Golgi membrane
Source: RefSeq, marked reviewed
AUGAAUCUAUACGGUUAUUUUUUACUUCUCAUUAUUGUGAUUGCUUUCAUUGCAUUGUUGCCAUUGUUUUCUGGCAUCGGUACAUUCAAACUAACAAAACCGAAAUCGUCUGCAACAGCACAGUCAGCGACUGGUAAGCUUGGUAAGAGGGAAUAUUUGAAAAAAAAACUUGAUCAUACCAAUGUAUUAAAGUUUGAUCUGAAGGACACGGAGGAAAGCCUUGGCCAUGACAGUGCAAGUGCCUCUUCCGCUUCCAGAAAAUUUGAAAUAGACUCAAAGACAGGCCUUAAAAGACGUGUAAUUGGACAGUACAACAAAGAUCCAAAUGAUUUCGAUUUCGAUAUUGAUGACCUAAUUAACGAAGAUGAACUAGAUGAACGGAGAGAAGAAGAGAAAAAGUUGAAGAAGUACAAUGGUAAGAAAAAUGAAGCUUACGAAGGAUUUGUAUAA